This is a messenger RNA of Cavenderia fasciculata, 7437 nucleotides long. It is a transcript of the gene adprt3, whose product is annotated as poly(ADP-ribosyl)transferase. NCBI's taxonomy places the organism in Eukaryota, Evosea, Eumycetozoa, Acytosteliales, Cavenderiaceae. Gene Ontology annotation, molecular function: protein binding; NAD+ poly-ADP-ribosyltransferase activity. The transcript has 5 exons. The record is from RefSeq and is a predicted model, not a curated record. The coding region runs from base 1 to 7437 and encodes 2478 amino acids.
AUGAGUAUGCUUGGAAGGAGAAAUGACCCAACUUCUCAAAAAAUAAAAUAUAUUAAAGGUUCAUUCUUUGUUGUUAGACCUGAUUCUGAAAAAGAUUUAUUUUGGUUAGCUAUUGGUUUAGAAGAUACAGAAGUUUAUGUUAGAUGGUUAAAUCAAGUAAAAGGAACAGAGUUGGAAUUUGAAUUGGCACCAUCAAAGCAGUCAUGCAAGAUUCCAGUCGAUUCAGUAUUGGUUACCACAAAACUAUUGCCACGCGACAAGGACGAGAAACCAGUCGACGUGGAGAACAAUCUUCAACAGUUUUACAAGAUCACCAAAGGUGAAUUAACUCGUGCCAAAGCUGUCGCUGAAGAUGACAGAGAUAGUUCAUCCGAAGAAGAAGAGGAAGAGGAAGAAGAAGAAGAAGUAAAGGAAGUUAAAGAAGUUAAAAAGGUUGCAGAAACCAAGAAAAAGGAAAAACAACCAACUCCUCCAUCACCAAAGAAAAAGAAACCUGCUGCCAAAACAACUACUACAACUACAGCAACAACAACAAAUGGAAAUGGUACCUCUAAAAAGUCAAAGAAAGUUGUAGAAUCUGAUUCCUCAUCUUCAUCUGAUGAUGAUGAUGAUGAUGAAGAUGAUAAAAAGAAGAAAUCCUCUACUUCAAAGAAACCAGCAGCAGCAGUUGUCAAAAAAGAGUCUGAUUCAGAUUCAGACUCUGAUUCUGAUUCUGAUUCAUCAUCUGAAGAAGAAGAAGAAGAACCAUCAUCAUCAAAGAAAUCAACUUCUUCAAAGAAAUCGGCAACACCAGUCAAAAAGGCAGCUGAAGAAUCUGGAUCGGAUUCUGGAUCAGAUUCAGAUUCAGAUUCAUCAUCAUCUGAAGAAGAAGAAUCAUCAUCAAAGAAAUCAAAGAAACCAACAGAACCAAAGAAAAAGGCAGCAGCCAAACAAGUGACCAAAUCAAUUGUUAAAGCUACAACUACCAAAAGAAAGAAAUCAUCUGAAGAGUCUGAAGAAUCAGAUUCAGAUCCAGACACCAAGAAAAAGGCAGUUAAAAAGGUAAAGGAUGCAACUGGAAAGGCCAAGAGUACAAAGGCACCAACCAAGGCAGAAAUCAAGGCACGUACCAAAAAGGGUAAUCCCAAUCCAGACAUUCCCGUCUUGGAGAGUGACCCAACGUUCGAGUCGACAUCGACCACCUUUGAAUUUUGUUGUUAUAUGUGUACGGCACGUGAAGCUAUUCGUGCCGUGUUGACCAACAACAUCACCCUUUUACGUGCACUCGUGGCACGUAUCGACUGUGGAACACUUUUGGUGCAGCGGUCGCCCGAUGUCCCCAAGACGGCACUCGACUAUGCCAUUGCCAACAACAAUGUGCAGGCGAUCCAGGUCAUCUUGACCGAUCUCAAAAACGACGCCAAAAAGGAGCGUCCCCCUCUCCCCAACUAUCCCGAGGAGGGUACUGGCAGCCACUCGCGUUACACCUAUGGUCACCACGUGGCCGCCUACAAUGUCAGCAGAGGUGGACGUGAGGGCAAGGAGGCGUUCCUCAAGGACCGUGAGAGUUACGAGCAAGCGUCGAUCGACUCGGUCGACGACACUCAUCUUGCCAUCGUCUGUUUGACCAGUCCAGGUGUCGCACUCGCCACCCUGCAAGAGUUGUACAAGUACUUCCCACAGUUGGAAGACCAUAUCAACGAGCGUCUGCAUUUGGCCGUCCGUGCCAACAACAUUGUACUCGCCGAACAGAUCAUCACAAAAUUGGUCGAUCGUUCAGGUUUCAACUUUAACUUUUUGCACGCCGAGACUUUGCGCACUGGCAACAACACACUCACCACCUUCCGUGGCCCAUCCGUCACCAAGAAACCAUUGCAAAACGCCAACAUGUCGCCCAUCCACUGCGCCGCUGCCAACACAGAGAACCCCAAGCACCUCAAGACACUGCUCGAGUCGGUCGCCGAGCCAAACCGUCCCGACCAACAACAGUACAAGCCAAUCCAUUACGCAGCUGCCGGUACCUCACCCAGUAACCUUCUCUUCCUCAUUGGCAAGGGAGUCGACCCCAAUGAAGCCAACCUUCACCAACUCACCCCCAUCCUCAUUGCUUCACAGUAUGGUCGUAUCCAAAACAUCAAGGCAAUCCUCAAGGCUGCCAAAGACACUAAUUUGGCAUUAUUCAAAAACAAAAAGAGUCAAACCGCAUUGAUGUUUGCCGCAGAGAACAAUCAACUCGGUGCACUCCGUGUGUUGCAUGAGGCAGCCGACGGCGACACAAACAUUGUCAAUGUCCAAGAAAAGACAACCCGUCUCUCUGCCUUGAUGAAGGCAACGAUUGCCGGUCACCUUGACGCUGUCAAGAUUCUCGUCGAAGAGUGUGGAGCAGAUAUUGAGAAAAAGGACAAGUACAAACGUACUGCUUUGAUGUUGGCCGUCAAGAAUGGUCACCUUCUCAUCGCAUCCUACCUCUUGCAUGUAAACUCGAUCGCCAAGAUUCAAGAUUCAUCCAAGAAUGGACUACUCCAUUACGCAGCUGCCUAUGGAUGGUACGAGAUUACAAAGUACAUUACCGAGACUUUUAAACUUGAUCUCAAUGAAACCAACGAUUGGAAGAUGACACCAUUGUCUGUGUCUAUUCUCAAAUGUCAUUUUAGAAUCACACAGUAUCUCAAUGACCACGGUGCCAACCCCAACGUAUGUGACGAGUAUGGUCGUUCGACUCUACUCCAGUCGAUGGCCGAGUCAUCGGUCGUCACUGAAAACACGAUUGGCAACAUCAAGUAUUUGGUUGAGCGUGGAUCGUCUGUCACUCACACUGACAAGGACAAAGAAGGUCCAUUACACUAUUUGGCAAAGACAACCACCCGCUACAAACUCAAACCAGAGACACGUUACCAUUAUGGAUGGAGACAGAGCCAAGCCAAGCAAAAGGGAUCCAAACAAGUAUUCACCACUCCCGAUGAAGUGUUGGCUAGUAUCACUGCCCAUGUUGCUCUCUAUUCACGUGCUGGUGACUUGUUGGUCAAUGCCAAUGCCGACAUUAACGCAGCCAAUGCCAAAGGAGAGACACCAUUAAUGGUAGCAUUUAGAGAAAACAAUCUCCCCAUGAUGAUCUAUCUCCUCAACAAGGGUGCAUCGGUUGUUGGUACCUACACACCAAGCAAGAACAACAUUCUUCACAACUUGACCAGUGUAUUCAAAUACUAUCCAUUCAAAUUCCUUGAUAUUGUCAAUCUACUCGUCAAGCAGCCACGUAUCACCGAAUUGGUCAACCAAACCAACCUCGUUGGCAAGACCCCACUCAUGGAACUCUUGGAAAACUAUCCAAACACCGCACCAGAAGAGUUUGCCGAAUGGAAAUCAAAUACCACUCAAAAGGAAACAAACAAAAUCACCUUUAUUCAUGCUCUUCGUAGUCUUUUUGAAUCUACUAAACCAGAUUUCAAUAUCAUUGAAAAUAUCCAAGAAAAGAAUGAACAAGCAAAAGAUAAAAAGGAUAAUGAUGUUAGUAUGGAUAAUGAUGAUAGUAUGGAUAAUGAUUCAGAUGAUGAUGAUGAUGAUAGUAUGGAUGAUUCAGAUGACGAUGAUGAUUCAGAUUCAGAAUCAAAGAAAAAAUCUUCAUCUUCUCCUGCUUUAUGUGAAAAUAGAUCAAUAUUACAUUUUGCCAUUUUAACAAAGGAAGUUAAUAUUAUUCAAUUGAUUUUGGAUGUUUGUAAACCAACCAAUCUCGAUCCAAGUAACAAGAGUGGAGAUUCACCAUUACAUCUUGCCGUUUCAACUGGUGAAUACCCAAUUGCUAUUGCAUUGGUUGAUGCAGGUGCAUCGAUUAAAAUGGUCAACAAGAAAAAGAGAUCAGCUCUUCAUUUGGCAUGUUGUUCGGGCAAGUCACUCCACUUGCCACUCAUCAAGGCACUGAUUGCCAAGGGAUCAGAAGUGAAUGCUCGUGACGACAGUGGAAACACUCCACUCAUCUAUGUUGCCUCCAACAAGCAUCUCAUCAAUGAUGAAGCAUUGGAAGGUGAGGAAAAUCCAAUCUCCUUGCUCCUCAAAAACAAGGCCGACCCAAAGAUUGUAAACAACAAGAAACGUACUCCACUUCACUAUUCAAUCAAUUAUUCAAAUACCGAUUCCAACUCUUCGUUUGAAUUGGAAGAUUUGUUAAUUCAAUAUGGUGCACCAAUCAAUGCUGUCGAUAUUCUUGGUCGUACUGCCUUGCACUAUUGUUUCAUCAAGAUGGGUAUCAACAAGAUUCAAGAUAGUACUGUGUUUGAUCCAAUCCAGACAGUCUCUGCUUUGUGCUCACUCAAGGGCAUUGAGAUUGACACACCCGACAAGUUUGGACGUACCCCACUCUUUUAUGCAGCUCAACAUGGUUCAACUGUCAGUGCAUUACAUCUUAUUCAACGUGGUGCCCAAAUCAACCGUUUCGACGAAGACAACAACACUCCACUCUCUAUUGCCCUCCUUUGUCGUCACCCUGAUUGUGCCAUCACCCUCAUCCAGAAAAAGGCUACUGUCACUGGUACAUUGACUACUUUUGACCUAAAGAUUGAACGUAUUCAACUUGAUCAAAAUGGUGUCGAGAAAAAGGUUGAAGAAACUGCUGUACCUGUCCCUCAACCAGCUUCACACAGAACCAAAGCAGUCCCAAGAAAUAUGGGUGGAGCAUUUAGUAAUCCUCAUGCUCGUCAACAACAUCAACAACAACAACAGCAACAACAACAAAAGUUGGAUUCUUCAGAUUCAAACAAUUAUAUUGUAAAGAUUACAAAGACCAAUAUUCAAACGGUUGGUAUGUUUUACAAGGUUGUUAAAAACAAUGAUCAAGGAGUUGCUUAUAUCAUGUUGGAUAGUGGUUUGGAAUCAUUCCAUGCAUUGCAUGAUAGUUUCAAGGCUGACAAGUAUCGUUUAGCUUUGACUUUGUUGGGUAGCAAGGUAAGAGAGUUGCGUGAAGUUUCACCAACCGGCGACAAGCAAAGAAAUCUAUUCCACUUUAUCGGUAUCUACCCAAGUUCCAUUACCAACUGGUCGGAACGCGUCCAGAGCAAGCUUAUGGCUCUUGGAUUAUCGCCCAAUGUAAAGGACGCUCUCGGUCGUACCCCAUUGCACUAUGCCGGUCUCAACCGCAACGUUCAAUACACUACCUUUUUGCUUGGUCAAAAGCUCGACAUUAACCAAGCCGACAAGAAGGGUUACACCCCACUCUCGCUCUGUUUGAUCACUAUGAAGGACUUUACCGAGCAAGAUGAUGCACCAGAUGCCGAACUCUCGACUCUGCUCUCUCACAAACCAUCACUCGAACUCAAGUUCCCAUUUGACAUUAAAUCACGUACCGACGAUGACAGCUCUGCCGACAUCAAGGUGACUCCACUCAUCUAUGCCGUCCUCACCAAACAACUUAAACUAGUCGACUUGUUAUUAAAUAGUGGUGCCAAUGCCAACACCGCCGACUCUAUUGGUUUGACUCCAAUGAUGCAUGCAGUACGUGUCAAUUCAAUCCCAAUCGUCGAACGUCUACUCAAGAACAAACCCGAUCUCGCUGCUCGUGACGCUGACAAGAAGUCAAUUGUCCACCAUAUUGUCAAUCCAACAGACUUUGGGUCGUAUGAGAAUGUCAAGUUGUUGGAGUUACUCGCUGGUAAGGGUGCACCAAUUGAUCUUGAAGAUAUUGGUAAACAUACCCCUGCAUACUAUGCAUCGAUCCAAGACAGUGGUAAGAUGUUGCGUUCACUCGUUGCACUUGGUGCCAAGCCAGUUGCUCCCCAUCUCGCACCAACCCGUCUCACAUCGGUCAUUACCAACUGGAAUGUCAUCAACUUCCAAGAGGAUGUUGAUCGUAUCGUCGCCGAACAAAAGAAGUUGGCCGAGACCAACCCACCCAAACCCCUCAAGCCAGUUGUCGACCCAUCGUCUGGUUUGGCCGACACAUGCAGUGUCUUUGUCGACAAUGGUCUCAUCUAUGACGUCCUCCUCACCAAGGUUGAUGCCAAGGCCGGUCGUUAUGGUCGUAACGCCUUUUACAAGUUACAACUGCUCCACAACCCUUCACUCGACACUUAUAUCGUUGUCAAUAGAUUCGGUCGUAUUGGUGAAGUCGGUAACUACCAAAAGACAUCGUUCCCAUCAAAGGAUGAAGGUGUACUUGAAUUUGGCAAGAUUUUCAAGACCAAGAGUGGCAACAACUUUGCCGCAUUCGACUCUUCUAAUCCAUUUGUCAAACAAGCCAAGAAAUACCAUUUGUUGCAGUUUGACAGAUUUGACCGCUCGAAAAAGGAAAUUCUCCAACCCUUCAAACUCGAAGAUUAUCCCGCCAGCAAGUUACCCGCACCCGUCCAAAAGGUGAUGGCACAAUUUUGCGAUGUCAAGGCCAUCGAGACACAAGUCAAGAGCUUGCGUAUCAACACUGAUAUCAUGCCACUCGGUCGUUUGUCACGUGAUGUCAUUAAUCAGGCAAUUGCCAUCCUCGCACGUCUCCGUGAAUUACUCGAUCAAGAAAAGAAAAAGGAUGAGGCUGAAGGUCGUUCUCACGCCGACGACGACGACGACGAAGAAAAGGAAGAAAAGGAGGAAAAGGAAAAAGAAGAUGUAUCAGGUAUCGACCUCCAAGCCAACGGUGAAGAACAAGUUACUCUGUCCAACCAAUUCUACGAACUUAUUCCACACACUGAUUUCUGUCAAGAACGUAUGAAGGUACUCAAUGAAAGCAAUGUCGUUGCUCAAAAGAUGAAGUUGCUCGAGGAUCUCGACGAGCUCGAGGUUGUCAGCAAGAUCUUGCUCGCUGCCAGUCACAACAAGACACUUCAUCCAUACGACUAUUGUUUCUCUGCACUUGGUAUCUCACUCGAGACACUCCAACACAACUCUUCCGAAUUUGACGCACUCCGUCAAUACUGUGUCAACACUGGUGCACAAUCCAACAAGAUUGUCAAUAUCUUUAGAUUGCAACGCAAGGAUGAAGCUGAACGUUUCAAUGUCAAAUCACGUAACCUUGAAAACCACUAUCUCUUGUGGCACGGAUCCAAGACCACCAACUACCUCUCUAUCCUCCACCAAGGUCUCAAAAUUGCUCCAGCCGAAGCUCAUCACACUGGCUAUAUGUUUGGCAAGGGUAUCUACUUUGCCGAUCUCUUUAAAAAGUCGAUCAACUAUUGCAGCUCUUCAUCUCACACCAAUGACAUGUUCCUCCUCUUGUCCGAAGUGGCUCUUGGUAAAUUCAAAGAAUUCAAGUCUUCUGAAUACAUGGAAUCGGCUCCAGUUGGCUAUAACAGUACAAAGGGAGUAGGACGUGAAGGAAGUGAUUUUGAUAACAGCAUUGUCCUCACCAACGGUGUCACCAUCCCACUCGGUCAACCAGUCAUCGCACAAGAUCAAACAGACUUGACCCUCAAUAUGAAUGAAUAUAUUGUUUAUGAUGUCUCUCAAGUUAGAAUGAGAUAUUUAGUUCAAGUUUCAAACUAA